ACAAAAACACUGCUGUCCCUAUAAGAGACCUGCAACGACAGCACAUUUUUAUUUACUGUAAAAUUUUCGAUUGAAUAUGAGACAUAGGCGCUUUGAAGUCAUUAAAAAUCCAUUUUAUUUUGAACAUAUCUACAGGAAACGUAUUUGGUUAUUGUGGCUAACCGCAGUCACCUGCUGCAGCGGAGCGGAGGGGAGCAGAACCAGGGGAGGGUGAGUGAGUGGGUGAGCAGUGCCAAAGGAACCGGGGGAGGAGUGCGAGUGGAGGGCUCCUCUCCUCUCCUCUCGGCAUCGUACACAUCUCCAGGAUGAAUUUUCGUUCGAAGUUUAAUGUCAGCACGCAGGGCGAACAGUUUUUAGGCUGGAAGGGUCUGGACUUAUGCUCUGGCACAGAUUUCUGAAGCCGAGAAGCCGCAUUUAGGAGCGCCCGCACUAGCAGACGUCGACACUUUGAGCUCACCUUGCCAGUCGAUGGAGGUCCGUUGUUAGGAGCUUGAGGGCAGGGGGGGAGAACCGGGGGGUCGGCCGAAAAUUCGCCAAAAUUACGACGGGAAUCAAGUACAGCUGCCUGUCUCCAGGCAACGGGAGAGACCACCGGCCGCUAGUCAUGUCUCGUGCCAAGGAGCGGCUGAAAGGCGGGAAGGAGACCAAGGACAGCGUCACUCUUCUGCCCUGCUUUUAUUUUGUAGAGCUCCCUAUCCUGGCCUCCUCUGUUGUCAGUCUGUAUUUUCUGGAGCUGACGGAUAUUUUCCAGCCAGUGCAUUCUGGGUACAGUUGUAAUGACCGCAGCCUGUCCCUGCCUUACAUCCUGCCCAGACUUGAAGUCUGCCCACUGCCUCUGCUUUUCAGCUUGGCCUUCGCCAUUCCCACCGCUACUAUUUUGAUUGGAGAGGCCAUCUUGUACUGCUAUCUGUCGAGGAGGUCAUCAGCCACACAGACGGAGGCCAACAUCAAUGCUGCAGGCUGUAAUUUCAACUCCUACAUUCGUAGAGCUGUACGCUUCAUAGGUGUUCAUAUCUUCGGCCUGUGUGUGACUGCUCUGAUAACUGACAUUCUUCAGCUGUCCACUGGUCAACAUACUCCAUAUUGGCUUGAUGUGUGCAAACCCAACUUAACCCACAUUAACAUGUCCACUUGUGAUGAAGCUUUUAUUUUGGAGGAUAUCUGCUCUGGCCAAGACAUAGGACUCAUCAAUGCUGGGAGGAAGUCUUUCCCCUCCCAGCAUGCUACUCUGGCUGCAUUUGCUGCUGUCUACAUCUCAAUGUACUUCAACACAGUGCUGACAGACUCAGCCAAGCUACUGAAGCCUCUCCUGGUUUUCUCUUUCGUUAUGCUGGCCAUCCUAGCUGGGUUAACCAGGAUCAUCCAGUUCAAAAACCACCCCGUAGAUGUCUACUGUGGUUGGCUACUGGGAGCUGCCAUUGCUGUUUAUCUGGGAGUGUAUGCAGUGGGGAAUUUCCAGCCUAGUGAAGAUCGCUCAAGAAGUCGACCCUCUAUACCCAUCUUAAGAGAGCCUCCCCUUUCCUCCCUGCCCAAUGUUAGCCAAUCAGCAAUUAGCAACAGUCACCAAGGACACCACACCCUGGCUCCCAGCCAACCAGAGCCCAUCAUUACAAGGACUUCUUCCCACACUUUGUCCCCUGACCAAACAGGGCCCAUCCUGACACGUAGCUCCUCCUAUCGAGAGCCCUCUCUCUCCAAUCUGAAGAGAGCCAGCGCUGAGGUGGAGGUGAUAACUCCAUCCAGUCCACUAGGCAACCGUGACAACAUGAUGAGCUUCAGCAGCAGCACAUUGCCAAGGUCCCACGGAGGCUCCUCACUAGACGAGGGUCGCAUUCCACGGCGUCACGCUUCCAUCCACGCCUCAAUGGAUUCAACCCGGUCCAAACAGCUCCUCAGCCAAUGGAAGAACAAGAAUGACAACAGAAAGCUGUCUCUGCAGGUGAUGGAUGGAAUAAGACCAGCCACCUCUUCAUCUCCUCAGAGGAACAUGGAACUGCGUUGCUCCUCUGAACCAUCUGCCAUGGGCCUAGAGGCAGAGCUCCGUGGUGGAACCCACCUGCCCUCAGCUAUGGCCCAGGAAGCAGAACUGCGCGCUGGGGGUCACAUACCAGCUCAGUACAUGAAACUAGCAGCUAGCUCUGUUCCCAUGGUCAAUCAUAACCACAUGGCCCACAAUGGCAGCAGCGGAAUGGCUGGUGGAGCCAGAGUUUCUAUUCAACCCCGGCCUGGAUCCUCCCAACUAGUUCAUAUUCCUGAAGAGGAAAAUACCACCUGCAGGGAUCAGGAGAGUGAAUCGGAGGACAGCAUUAUGGAUGGAGGUGGGUCAGUGAGGGAAAAGUGGCUGAGAGUGGCUGAGAAGACUACCAUCCCCUGCAGGCCGCUUAGUGCUGGAGGACAGCCCCGCCUCAUGCAGGUGAUAGCCUUAUCCAAGCAGCAAGGUCUGCUUCAUUCUCCUCGUUCAGAGGAUGGUGGCAGCACUGUCAGCUGCACCGGAUCUAUUCGGUACCGAGCACUGACUGACCAGGACCCAUCACCACCUGCCUCCACCACUGGGGCAAUGGGAGGAGGAGGGGGUCUGGAAAGAAGUGGCAGUAUCGUCCGUGUUGAAGCCCACCCAGAGUCCAGAUCAAACAAACCAGUGGUGAAACCUCCGAGCACUGAUGGAAGUGGCUCGUGGCGAUGGAAGCCACCAGACCAACGAGCAUCCCUCCGACAGUCAGCUUUUGCCCUUAAUGACCUGAACAGACACACAGACAGUUGUGAUUCGUUGAGGGAUGGUGGGUCAGUAGAUGGGAGGAGGAGUGUGACAGGGACCGAAAGUGAGAGUGAAGGAGGUGGAGACGGAGGGGGAGGAGGAGUUGGAGGAGGUGUAUACACCAACCAUCCACAUGUUGUCCACCCUUUACAUCCCUUACAUCCAAAUAAUCCAAACAAUUUCCAGCACCCCAGUUUUAAUCCUAACAAUCCCAACACUUACAACUUUAACAACACUCACUUCAACCCCAACUCUACCAACUCCAACAUGCAAUUUACCCCCACUGCAACCUUUGCUCCUCCUUUCCACCCCCACCCACAGGCCGUCACUACCAUCAGGGUCACUCCAGUGGAGGCGACUGCUGCCAGUAGCGAUGGUGGCUCAGACUGUCAGUCAGUGGCCUCAUCCAGCCGUGAGUCCACUCUGAGGAGGAAGACCGGCAGCAACAUGAUGUCUGUCUCAGACCGAGGGCCCACCCCUGAUCUCCACAACAACCACCGUGUCUGUGAUGACAACAACCGCCUCGACAGCGAGAGCAGUAAUCGUUUUCAUGAAAACCUUCGCAGUUUCCAAGAAAACCCCAUCCAUCCCAACCAUCCCAACCACCCAAACCGGCAGUUGCAGGGGAUGUUUGGCCGUCCGAGCCCAACUCCACCCCCCACCUUACCCCGCCCCAUCCUGACUCACACUCCCCCUCCUACUCUGGGGCUGGCCUAUAAAGAAUGACAUUCUCAGUGUUAAGUUCAACCAUACCUGUGAUAAGAUUCCCGUUUGACUAGAGUCAGACUUGAGCAAACACAUACAGCUCCACAAUGGGUUUAAAAUGAAAGAAAAUUGAGCUUAGUCUAUCCGACACUCUAGGAAAACUAAUAUACGGCCCCUCUAUAUGUGUCCCUCUAGCUUUUCACUGGUUUCGUAACCAACUAAACAAAUGCUGUGUUAUACUAUGUACUGUAGGCUCAAUAGGUUCACAUGCCAUAGAGUACAAACGCAAUUAGCUCUGGCUCUAUUUCCAGGCAGCCAGUUAUAGAGGACUAUGAUCAGGUCCCUAAGUAAAGUUGCAUAAAAAGUGAGUUUUGUUCAUCUUUUCUUGCGUUCUUAUUUAUUUACUUAUUUUUAUCAUGGGCUGCUGGAUAAGCCAGGCAGUUUAGUGGGCUCAAUAAACUUCUGACCCUUUGACUCGCUCUUAAGGAGAGACUCGUUCCUCUGGUCUGUCCCAGAUCUCCUGGCCAGCGAGGGUGGAUUCAGCCCUAAGAACUCUUUUCCCAUUUCUGUAGUUGCAAAGUCAGCUGUGAUAGUGAUAACAUUACUAACAUUUAUACAUAUUGUAUAUCCAACACUUCAAACACAUUGAUGAACUUUACAGUAUGGCAUUGCUCUUAAAUGGCAAUUUACAUUCAGAGCCUGUAACUGUGAUGUAAUUGUACAUAUGGGUGUGGGUGGCCACAAGGGAAAUUAAUCCUACGGCCUUAAUUGUGUCUGGGCUACAAGGAGUCCCUUCUGGGCAAUAACAGUAUUCUUAGUUGAUGGUGGUAUUGUGUUUGUGUUGGAUAAGAACAAUAUCAUGGGGCAUAUGUUGUGUUAAAUAUAGUAAAACAAGCUCUACUCUAAUUUUAACAUGCUAUGUUUUAAGUGAGUAUAUGAAUUAUCUUUACUGUGUAGUAGGUCUAAUGUACACUGACACAUGCAGCAUGUGAACUAUCUGAACAAACAUCCUCCAGUCCAAAGACUCAAGAAUUAUGUUUUCUUGAUUUAGUUUAGCUCAUCAUGUCAGUAUUAUGGGUAGAGUCAUGGUGCUGUACUAGGGCCACUGUUAGGGAAAGAAAACUAAAGAAAUAUGUUGGGAAUAAAGUUUUGCCAUUUAAAGAAAUGACAAGUACAUGAGAAUUGAUUAAUUUUUGAAUACAAGAUUUUUCCAACGAAGUUAUUUUAAAUAGAGGUAUAAAAUAAAUGAAUAAUAAUUAUUAUAUAAGAAAGUACUAUAUAAUUAUUGUAAAUCAUUUUUAAUCCCUUACCUUAAAAGAAAAAUAAUAAGGGGGGGGGGGGGGGGGGCAAGAAAGUCAUAAUAUUACACAACAAAAUUAUUUACAACAUACAGUUAAACUUGUGUUGAGAGAAGUUUAUGAAACAUAAUGUUCCUGUAAUUUUUACAAGAAAUUAUUUAAAAUUAAAGGGGAAAUUUUACAGUAAAAAGUGAUAAAAGUGAUCAAGAAUCAUGUCAUGUCAACAUGAUUCAGCAUAUUACAAUUAGUAGCAAUUUUAGUAUAUUUCAGAGUAUUGUAUGUAUUUUUGCAUGCUUUAGCAAUACCUUUUUUUAGUUUUUGUUUUGUUUUUUGUUUGUUUUUGUUUUUUUGCCUACCAGAGGCCACGUCUUACACUCAACAAUAGCAAAGGUUUGGAGCCUCAACAACUCUCUCUUUUUAUACAAAAACAUAAAACUGUAGGAUGCCACAGAUGUUCUCAUUUUUUCUUCCUGUAUUAGUAGUGGCCCUAACUCAUACUCUUAAAUAGUGGCAAAAUGCUGUUGUACAUAGAUGUUGGAGGAAGAAACAUCUUUUUGAACAUGUAAAUUGCCAUUUACCAGACUAUUCAACGUUGCUCAAACUUUUCUUGGCCCAAUGUUUACAUUCUUUAUUUAUCUCAGUGCCCAAGUGCCGUCAAAAGAAAAAGCCUUGUGGCUUGUGGGCUAGUCUCCCUGAUAUACUGUGUGAGUGUUUGUGCUGCCUUUUAGCAGACAGUGUGUUGAUGGGAACCCGCCUGCGAAUACAGUUGGUGGAGUUUAAGAAAGCACAGUUACUGCAGUUCGGUAACUAUACAGUGUAGUUGUUGCUGUGUAGAUAUUGCAUCUGUAUCACUUGUCUUUACGCUUGUGCUUCUGGUCAGAUGUCUGUUUGCACAUUGCAUUUGUAGGUGCAGGGCCAUGAUGAAGAUUUAGCUGGUGGUGACGCUGGAGAAGGUGGCGCUGGAGAUGAUGACGCUGCUACUAUUGGGCUUGUAAAGAGCUGUCCGUGUGUUGAGGUGUUUGAAUGGAAUACACAGUCGGUGAGUGGAAAGGGCUUGUAUUCUUUGUAUGAUUUUAAUUCCAACUUUUAACAACUAAAACAAAAUUAUUUAAGCCAAUAUUUCCUUUAGCCUGAUACACCAAGAGUGUAUGGUUUAAUGUGACAGAUGCCUUUAAUUAGUACUCAGUGUAUGUGUGUUCCUUCUCAUUUUUAGCAGUAAAUUUGUAGAGUGUCCAGAAGCUGAUGUGAAUGUUUGGAGUAGUGUGAAGGUCAUUUGAGGGUUGGCGCUGGAUCAUCAGCCCUGUAAUGAAUACCUUUGAUGACUUAACGAAGCAUUUUGCCAGUGAAAGGAGAGCUUAAUCUUUGAAAACUAUUUUCAAAGAGCACAGUGACAGAGAGAAGUUGAAAUAACUUAUCAGUGAGAUGGUUGCACAGGAUUUUACACUCCAUGUUUGCAGAGUAAUACUUCAGUGUGAAUACUGGGAACAAUAUUUUGAUAUGGAUGUAAAAUAUAUUUUCAUGUGAUUUAAAUUUAGGGUUUAUUUAUUCAUCAUUGCCUCUAUAGUUAAUGCUUGCCAAAAUUUUUGUGACUGCCACAAAAGAGCUUCACAUACAGUGACUUAUUCCAAAACAGUUAGUUGAGUUUUUAUGUAUAGAAGGUUUUAUUGAUCUUAUGUGUAUUACAUACUGGCCCAGGUUAACAAACAGUCGGGCUACUUAAUGAAUGCAUUGCAUGCAGAGCACAGUGUAAUUCAACAGUACAUUAAGAGCAGUUCUGUCCUGCUGUGUUUAAUUCAUUUAAACAUUCAUUUAACAUUCUUAUUCGCAUUAGUAUCUCAGUCAGUGUCACCGACUAACUUUCAAUCCAAAUGUAUGUUUUAUUAAAUCGGAAGAAGAAAUGCAAAUGAAUUCCUAUUUGUAUUUACUAGUCAGAGAGGUAAAUAGCUGGCAGCAUUCAUUUGGGCACCAUUAAGACACUGCAGAAGCAGAUCUGAUCAUUUUGUCUGUUUUGAAUUUCUUUAGUUGAGCAGAAGCUUCAUGGGUUACUGAAUUCCCCUGCUCCAUGUGCAGCCUGAUUUAUUCAGUGACACUUAGUCACAUUUGUUUUUCCAUUUCAGCAAAGCCUAAAAACAUUUAUGCGAUAUUUUAAGCCUUUUUAUAAGCAAUUUGAUAAUGCACAUAAAAACAGAUGACGCAUUUUGUAUAACUCUGAUGUUGGAAAUACAGAGGUGAGUGUGAACCCAACAGAAAGACAUAACUUCUGUACUGACAAAUAGCGGCUAGCUUUUUAGUAGUUGAUAAGGACCCUAUCAAAAAUAUAAGCACACCAUAUCACUUGUUAAAUCACCACCUUACAAGCUCUUUAUUUGGAGCUCUAAUGCGAACCAGCUUGACCUGUCCUUCUGUAACACUAACAAUAACCUCCCUAAAGCAACUAAAAUGAUCAGUUAUCAGUUAGAUAUAUGGACAGUGUUGUCUUUAUGACUGUGUUGGAAAAGUAUUGUCGAGUGUUACUGAUGUGAUAUCUGAAUAGAGGUGUAGAUCUGUGUAUUCACAUGACAUAAGUGAGACAAGAUUGCUCCGUUCCACAACACGUCUCCAGCUGGUGCUGAGUCGUGUCUAUCUCUGUCACGCUCAUCAGUAGUGCUAUUUGAAUACUGUGAUACAGGUAUACUGGAAAAUGAAACUGCCCACACACAUACAGUACAUGUGUAUAUCUAUGUCUGAGAGCUUAUUGAGAAAUAUUUGUGAUCAGAUGCAGAAAAUUGUACCUAGUUUGAUUUAAAAGACAUGCAGGUGGAAAUUAAAGUUAAACAAGUUACCUGCUCUAAGUACAAAUAUGUAAGGUGGAUGACUUAGGUUGAAAGUUCUAAUACUUAAGUGCAGUGUCAUGUUUGUUUGUUUUUUGUUUUUAUCUUUAUCACGACAUAUACUGAUCAGGCAUAAAAUUAUGACUACCUUUGCACCAUUGUGUAGAUCUCCCUUGUGUCUCCAGAACAGCUGUGACUCUGAUGGUGUCCUGUUGUCAGGGGUCUUUGGGUCCUGUGGGUUGAGGGGAGGGGCCUCUGUGGAUCAUCCCACAGAUACUUGAUCAGUUGGAUAUCUAGUGAAUUUAGAGACCAGGUGACAUGAAUGACAGAUCCAGUAAUUUCCCAGCAGAACACUGGACUGUCACAAGAUGAUCAAUGUUGUUCACUUCUCCUGACAGUGGUUUUAAUGUUGUGGCUAUUCAUGUAUGUUUUGACAGAAUGCAAUAAAUUUGACAUUAGUUUUGUCUGAAUCUUAAUAGCUAUGGUGGAGUGGUGUACUCAAGACCUCAAUGUAUUAUUAGAAACCUAAUGUUCCUAACAGAUGAUAUAAUGUCACAUAUGUUUAUCUGAUUCAUUAUUUUUAGUAUCAGUAGUAGUUUACGGUUUUAAAUUAAGAAUUCAUACAAUUUCAAAGUUAAAUCAGAAGUGUUCAGAAUGAAGAUAGUGAAAAACACUAGUUACAAUAAAGAGACUGAUGUAUUGAGAGCCCCGAGGUCCUGAACCUAUCACCCCCCGGCUACAGCUGUGCUGCAGUAUAGUUACAUAUAACAUACACUGAAGCCUUAGUGUCCAAAACAUUUGUGAGCACCAAAAUGGAAUUGCGUAACAAAGUAAUAAAUAUAAUGAUUAUGUGGACACUCCCCUUUAAUUGUUUCCCUGCACAUGAUGUCAUGGUGAGUCAAAGAAUUAGCAUUGUACUAGCAGGAUGUAACUGUACCUGGUCAUUACUGCCUCACGAGCAGGGACCAAACCCCCCCUCUGUACGUGCUGUUCCAUUGCUUCAUUUUCAGAUGAAAUCUACUCGUUUUUCAACUCUGCUUUAUUGCAAGUGAAAACGGUUCAGGCAGGUUGAAGUUGAGUUGCGCGAGAGCGAGGUCUGUGUGUGGUGAUGGUUAUUAACUAGUUCAAAGAGAAGCAGUUUAUUAGCUUACUUUCAUCUAAACGGUACCUAGUUGUGUUUUUGGCCUGCUUACCUUCUCAUACUACCUACUUACCUACUUACAUACUACUUAACAUACUGGUUACAAUACACACGAUGAUCAUAGAUUUAACCAGUAAAAAAUUAUCCUAAAAAUGUUAAAUUGAAUGAAUGUGAAUGAUCCACAGAAAACUACAAAUACCAGUCAUAUUUAUAACAAUAAUUAUGAUUUUUAUCAUUUUCAUUCACAGUUGUGAUACAGCAUGUAGAUAUUUUUGAUUAAUGCGUAAACUACAAUUUUUUUUAUAUCUCCUUGUCACAUUUGUUGCUAAUUGCCAUGGCAACCAUGGUCAGUAUGCCCCAGAGUCAGGCCUUCAGUGAGGGAAAUAUUGUGCCGAUAUUUUGGGAAUCAGUUGUAUUCUACAAGUGUUGUUUGAGGAUCCUGAAAUCAUUCAGAUAUGAUUAAUAUUUUCCAUAUAAUCCAACAGGAAAUAGUUUACAGAGUUCUGUUCCCUUUUCCGUUUUCAGCGCCUCACUGCUAAUAGGAAAAGGAUAAUGAUAAACACUGUGCAUUAUUGACAGUGGCCUUUUGGAAUAACUGUAACACAUUUCAUUUCCUACAUGGUAGAACAGUCUUACUAAAUGCUUUGAGCAAACUGAAAGGGAAAGCUCAUGUUUCGUCUGGGAGAUGUGACAGUGUCAGUCCAGCUGUGUGGUUUUCCCAUUGGACGCAGAGCUCAACACAAGCUAAAUACUGAUCACUGCAAUGAUCACUACCAUGGUAAAAGGUUACUUACUAAAUACCGAAAGAAGAUGUGUAAAAAUAUUUGAAGGAUUAGUUUUUCAUUUGGAAAAGUGUGUGUAUAUAUAUAUUGCUUUGUGUUCUGAACUGUAAUGGCUGUGGUUGGUAUAGCUCAUAGAAUGGAAGCAGAGGAAAGCAGCUAGCCUGGUACCGUGUAGAGUUGUUAAAUGCACCCACUACCAUCUGUAAAGCUGACUACCUAACUCUGUACACACACAAAUGUAAAAAGAAUUUUCUACACACUUUUGUGCUUGAACUGCUCUCUUGGAAAAACAGAAAUUUUCAGCAUUUUCCACAGUGUUGCAUUUUUUCUUUGAACAAGACAGUUCUUCUGGACCCCCAUAGAUAACGGUCCAGCUGAAACCAUAUUACUGUAUGAAAGACAAUGCUCUUUUAUAUUUUUUUGUCACGUGAACCCAGGAUUAGGAUUCAAAGCAAGAAGUUCCAAAAUAUUACAAAGAACUGAUGCUGUAAAAUUGUCAUAUUGGAUACUUGGUGUAGGUUUAGGUUUGUUAUUUUCUAUCAGAUUUCUAAUCAGUUGAAGAUAUGAGCUAUUAGCUGUUUAUAAUGAUCGAGUACAGUAUCAGUUUCCUGUUUCUAUUGCUGUAAAUAGACAUUUGUAUCUUUAUACUCAUCUGUAUAUUGUGUAUGUGAACCCAGACUAAUGGUUUGGGUUGUUAGCGUGGUGGAAAUGCUAAUGUUUAGCAUGGGUGACUAGACAUUUAGAGUGAGGCCUGGAGUCAGUCCGCCUACAAAUCCCUUCAUUCACCAGUCUCUUCUCUGUAAUUACAUUGAAACUUCAUUUCUAGGUUUUAGGGGACUGAACUCAGGCCUGCCAUUUGUUUGGUACAGUGCAAGACUUGCAUUUUAGUACAAGAUAAUUAUUUACAAAAAGCUGCUGUCACAUGAAACCAGAUAAAGUGUAAUUAUCCACAUAGUUUCAUAAUCCAGGAUCACAUUUUUUAAAUGUCUAUUUGUGUACUUGCACACCUGUUAAUCCCCGAAAGCCAGACAGUGAUAAGGAGUUCUAUUUUUUAGAAAUAUGAGGUUUCACUUUGGAAGUUUGGAGCCUGAGUUGUGGAUUAUGCUGAUAGUGUACACUAACAUCUGCACCAAUGAAACAUGUUAGUGUUCUAGCUAGCAGCAUAAAUGAAAUAUCAGAAAUGUCAAACCUCAGAAAGAGAGCAAAAUGCAGAGAGGAAAUGUUAUUUGAUAGAGACAGAAAUGAUAUCACAUGAGUGUUAAUGAAAUCCAGUAUAUGUGAUCUCUCAGUGGCUAUGUUUACAUGUACACUGUAUAUACUGUACAGUCCAUGUAUUUACCUAAUGUUUGCUGGCUCACAUCAGAGCAGAGCAACGAAAUAUGUUUUAUCAUGAUCAUACAUGUGGAAGCAUGUUGGAUUCAUUAAAGACACAAUAUUACACAUUCUCUCGUACUGAUGAGAUAAUGUUGCGACAGAGAAACGGACUGUUACUGGAUUACUUUGAUACUGAAGACAUCUUAAAAAUGUGAUUCUCGUGCAGUUUCUGAAGUGCCCUAUUAGUCUGCUCUACAUCAUGUUAUUUAUAAUUACUAAACAUUUACUUACGUUCACGUGUUUUUGUAAUUAUAGUCAAUAAUUCAUUCAUUUUUCUCUUUAGUGAAUUCAGUGUGCUUCCGCUCACCUUUUUUUUCUCCAUGCAAAAAAAGUGAUUCGGCUCAACCGCAUGUGCAAGCUAGCAUAACCACUCUGAAAGCAAGCUUCUGUUUCAUCUCUUAAUUUAUAUGAUCACUUUUAUUUCAUUUUAGCCAGAUAACGCAAAGGGUCAUGUAGGUUCCCCUGUUUUCGGACACCAAAUCAGUCUCCACGCUGGGAUCCAAAACAGUGUGUGCCCCUCUGUCAACAAGGACGUGUACAUGUAAAGAUAGCAUCUGACAUGAAGUCAUCUUCAUCCAUUCUGUGACUGUAACUGCACUCCACGUGAAAACAAGCCCUGGCUUUCAGUGGGGCUCUGGGGUGAUUUCUGCGUGCUAUGGGACCUGGACUCACAGCACCACGUUGAGGGCUAACUGCAGAAUUAACAGUGUGACUAAUAGACUCAACUGUUUGAUCAUUUGAUCAGAGUUUGUGAACACAUACAGUGACAGUGUACUGAUAAUCACGGACAUUAUAAAGUUUCUGUUUUCCAGUGGUGUCUCUGUAACAAAAUAAAGGUUUCAUUCCAAGCUG
Molecule: messenger RNA, 11717 nt
Organism: Mugil cephalus (flathead mullet)
Lineage: Eukaryota; Metazoa; Chordata; Actinopteri; Mugiliformes; Mugilidae
Gene: plppr4a
Product: phospholipid phosphatase related 4a
Exons: 11
Coding region: 605-3481 (958 amino acids)
Biological process (GO): phospholipid dephosphorylation; axonogenesis; phospholipid metabolic process
Molecular function (GO): phosphatidate phosphatase activity
Source: RefSeq, a predicted model, not a curated record